Messenger RNA from Menidia menidia (Atlantic silverside), 10284 nucleotides. The record is from the annotation of a GenBank genome assembly. Lineage: Eukaryota; Metazoa; Chordata; Actinopteri; Atheriniformes; Atherinopsidae.
CUGCUCUCAGACACCCAAAUCGUUGUGUGUGUGUGUGUGUGUGCGCGCGUGUGCGUGUGGGUUUGGGUUGAAUUUAGGCACACGUGCCCAACACAGAGCAAAUUCAUUCAUUUCCUUCCCUCUCUCUUUGUGUGCUCGUGCUGUUGUUGUGUAAACACAGAGUUUGAGGAGCAGUUGUGUGACUCCAAGCUGACCGGUCAGACUUUCCGCCAUCCGUCCUCGCAGAGCUCUGACGACACGUCCACAUCGCUCAGCCGGUCGCCCGUCUCGCUCAACAACAAGAGACCUGACUUCAUCUUCCUGCCAGCAUCGAAGCAGCUUUACGACGAUGAAACCACCUCCUCUGUGUUUGGUCUGAGGUCUGCGACCAACCCGUCUCCCUCCCCGUCCCCGUGCGGCUCCGACCGCCCUCCAUUGGGCUGGAGCAGCAACCACAGCAGCAGCAGCACGGCCACAUCGGCCACCACCGGGCCGCCCGUCGCCGAGAAGCCGCGCUGGCACCUGGGGAGACACACGCCAGCUCACUUCUUACCGCUCGACAUCACAGGUGAAACGGGUGGCGUGAAAUUCCACGGCGUUGACCUCCUCCAGCACUCCCCGUCCCCAUCCCCCUGUCCCGGCCACACUUUCCCCCAGCAGCCCCACUCGCUGGAGCCUGUCACCGACACUCCCUCGCAGAACCUCCCACUGAGGAAAACGCACUCUAACCUUGACACAACAGAUAACACUUUGGGCCAGCGGCCCCCAGACCAGGCUCUCCUGGGAACUAUGGACCACUCUGGGCUGCUGUGCUCCAACACACCCUCUGCCACCUGGAACGGACCAAAAGGUUCCACCUUUUCCCCCGGAGCGUGGAAUGAACAUUACAGUUACAGCAUGAGCAAAGGCCCAGCAGUUCCUCCCAAGCAGCAUUCCGUCAUCGGUAAUGCAGGAGGGACGCAAGACGGGGUGAUGUUUGUGAGCUCAGGACAGUUAGGGAGUACGAAUGCCAGCUCCUUCACAUCUAUCACAGACGCCUCUGGGAGAACAGGAAGCAGCGUGCCAGGGAUUUCCUUGGCAUCCGUCAUGAUGGGGAGGCGGAGUGACACUGAAGGGGCCUCAGCUGACGGAAGUAGAGGUGGUGGUAGGGAGGUAGGGCGAGGGAGGGAGAGAUCGGCACGAUCCAUAGCAGCACAGAACGCCUUCAAGUUCCGGGAGCGUUCGCUUUCCACGCCUACAGAUACUGGAUCCUUUGGUUUUACAGAGGGUGGCAUUGGACCGGACGGGAAUAUUGUAUCUACGGGGAAUGGCAAUCCUAUGGGUAUGGACCACCAACAGGAUCAUCACAACUUCCUUGGUCUCGGUGAAAACUAUGCUCUUCUUUACCCAAGAGGAAGCUCGGAAGACAGCGCUAGUACAACAGACACAGUCUCUGUCACAGCCUCGGACUACAGCACAGAAGGUCGGUUGCGUCUCCGCUCCCGUUCCAUCUCCCUCAAGAAAUCCAAACGCAAGCCCCCACCUCCCGUGAGGAGUGUCUCUCUUAUGAAAAACCUUGGAGAAGCUGAGGGGAGAAUGCGGCACGAGGGCGGUCUUUACCGAGAUGGCCGGCCGAAGAGCCUACACAUACCCAGGGACCACUUCCCUGACUUCCAACCAGAUUUCCUCGUGCCCAGCUCAUCUAGCUCUUCUAAAACUAGUGUUGGUGAACGGGAACUGGGCCAACGGAGGAAUAAUGGACCACCAAGUCUGGAAGUCCAAGCACCAGAAAAGGAGGGGGAGACUGAGAUGACCUUCCCCUCUCACUGGCAGUUGGGAGAGUGGAAAAACAAUGACCCAUACAGGUCUUUGUCGGGCUCCAGCACAGCAACUGGUACCACAGUAAUCGAGUGUAUGAAAGUCAGAGGAAGCUCUGAGUCCCUUCUUGACUCUCCCUCCACCUCUAGGGCUACUUCACCCUCACAGCUCUCAAUUGAGACAGAUGUCAAGGCUUCCUCUCCCUUAAAGCCACCAGGACUUAUGUCACCAUCAAGUGGCUAUUCCAGUCAAUCAGAAACUCCCACCCCAACCGUUCCUCUCAGUCAUCUCGCAGGCCAAGGAACAGUCGGAACAGGGUGUAAGAUGCGCCCCAAGAUCCCAGAGAGGAAAUCAUCCCUACCAUCACCAAAGGACCCAGCUGCUAGAUCUAGAUUGUCCUUUGAAUUGCCUGGGAAUGCACACCUGGAACUGUCAUCAAUCAAGCCAAAGCAAAAAGCCAGCAGGCGGCAUUCUGACACUUCCACAGCAGCAAAACCGGGAAAGAUUGGCCCCAACUCUUCACAGGCAUUGCCGAUGGUCACCCAGAAUGAGUUAAAGACCAUUCGACUCCGCUCUGUCUCCCGUGGCGACCUAGAUGACUGCCCUGAUGGGGCCUCUGACACCAUAGAAGAGGAACAGCAUGGCCGAGAUCUUGUCGAAGACCCCAGCCCACCUCCCACACUACCAAAACCGAAGCCACCUGUUGCAGUCAAGCCUCCUUUGCCCAAACGACCCGUAAACCUACUCCUUAAGUCCCCCUCUCCAUCCUCCACCUCCCCCCUUGCCCUGGACUCGCCUCCUGCUUCACCUGUGGAACGGCCAGUGCCUUUAGGCAACAUCUACAAAGUCAUGAAAAAGCCUAAACCCAAAAAGCCCCCACCGCAGACUCUAGCAAGUCCUGCUGGUCUCGCAGAUUCAAAUUUUGCUACUGUGCCACAGGUUUCUUAUGAUCACUCAUUUCUCCCUCACUCUCAGUCCCUGUUUGAUCUCCCCCCUCUGCCCGAUCCCCAACCUCUUCUGGAAGACCCACUCUUGGAGCCUGAAUUUGAUGCUGAUCCCGACACCCAUCUGGGGCCUGGGGAUGGAGGCUCACUCCCAUCUCCCUGCAGUAGUCAGGAGGCCCCAGAACUUCAGGACAAGAGCAAGACACUCCCUUCACGGAUGACAAUCUCUUGCCUGGCAGAGCUUUCUGACAAAAAGAAACCCAAGGUCCCUCCUCCAGUCCCCAAGAAGCCAAAUGUCCUGCUUCUCCCCACAUCUCUUCAUUCCUCCACAAAUGGCAACACAGACCGUCAAGUGCCACAGACUGAGAGUCCUGUGGGCCUGAGGUCCCCAGUAGGAAUGUUUCUACCCGAUGAUAUUCCGGCUUCCCCUAGUGUUCUAGACAUGUCUGAGCAGGAUGAGAACUACUUGGGAACAGAUGAAGAAAGUUCAAAAGAGUCCUCACUGCAGUCAUCGCUCCAAGAUUCGUCCCUCACAGAGCUGGAAGGGAAGAUGGCCAGCACUGGUAUUGGAUCAGAUGACUCAGCUGCCAAUGAGAAGACUAUUCUCCACAUAGUGGAGGAAACGGAUGACGACGUAUUGGCUAGCACACCUACAACACACACAACGGAGGACCUGUUCACCAUCAUACACAGGUCCAAGAGAAAGGUUCUGGGUCGGAAGGAGCCAUCCGACUCCUUUGGCAGCCGUCAGAGCCUGGUGUCGCCGGUGAAGCACAGCACCAGCGGGAGCGACAUCCGAAAUUUAACCCUGGGGAGCAGCCAAAGGUCGAGCUCCCGCAACGAGAACUUCAUGGCGCUGCUUCAGAAGAAAGGCAGCAAGGCCUCGAGCGGAGGGGCCAGGGUCUCUGCCAUGGAGCUUUUGAAGAGCACAAACCCUCUGGCGCGACGCGUCACGGAGUUUUCAGCCACCGCGCCGUCAAAUGCCGAGGGAAGAGAGGCACCGUCAGGGAGCGAAAGACCCAACGACCAGUGAACGGACGUAUCAAUUACAGAUGGUAACCAGCUUUGUGUACUGUUGUCAAAGCAAUCAAUCAAUUCUACAAUCUGGUUCCCACUGAGGAUGGAGCCCCCUGUCAUAUAUGUCCAGCUGGACCGCUCCAACUACUGAUUGACCAUUUGCACUGUCCAAUCACAUUGGAGCACAUACUUGGACAAAAUGGUCCUUCCCAGUGUUGGAGCGCCACGGUUACCAGUUAAAUCUGACCUUUGGAGACAUCAAUGGAGGGAAAAGGUUGUACUCGUUUCAUGUUCAAUGAAAAAUUGAAGUUUUGAGGUCAUAUUUUCCUCACUGGCAACAAAUUCAGUGUGGAGUUCGGACGAUAUGAUGGACGGGUGGAGAUGACACUAGGAAUGUAAAGAUAUACUGUGGAUAUCUUCACUCCGGCUGCAGGAUACAGACAACAAAAGUCCACGGUAAAUAUAUCCGAAUCUGUAACUAUACUACAGAAGGCGAGCAAUCGAUUUCCCAAGAGAUAAGAGGAAUGAGACCAAGAUAUGAGGACAUCCGUGAUUCAGCAGCACUACAGUUCUGACUACUGUAGUCCAAUGAGCACUAAAGGGCAGAUCAUCGAUGGUGUAACCGAAGAAGGAAAUAAGCUCCAACCUUUGAUGCCCUGGCUCCUACUUCUUUCUAUGGUAAAUGCCAUACGACAGCUGCCCUGUAAAUGUCCAACAUACAAUUGCAGGAUUUCCUGUGACAAAACAAACUGCAUGGGGGCUUUUGCCACCAAAGACGAGGCAUGAGCAUGUCACAUUUUGUUGCUCGUGCUGUGAACACAUACCUGGACCUUCAUUAAGCAUUCCACAGGGACAGCAAGCAAACGGACCACACUUUGGAACGCAAGCACUUUUCUUUUCUUUGAUCUUGGAGGUUGUUUCCAUGGCACAAUCUCUCUGUAUAUUCCAUCAAUCAACACCUUUUAAAACUUUGUUGAUAUAUCAUUUGUUUGCUCCAAUUUUUUUUCUUAUCCAUGCAAGAUGGCCACUUACUGUACAUGUUUAAUGGGAAUCAUGCUGUAUUUAUCGUGUACAAAGAUAAAUGUAAAGCAUCUAUCGACAAAGUUCAGACACAAAGACUUAAAAUAGUGUACAAAGAAGCAAGACGCUCAGACUGGAGACUGUCCAAACAAUGAAGGGAAAGGCACACACAAUCCAACAAAUGCGCAGACGGCCGAGUAAUGCCGUGGAAGAGUGUCCAGUCUUAACAAUUGUGUGUUCCUAAAAAUGUGUGCGCAGACGAAAUCACGCCUGUUGAAUUUCUGUUCAGAGAGUAUGAAGCAGGCCUGGUUGUUGAACAGGGUUUCUAUUCACAUUUGGUCUCUAGUAUUGGGACCAAAAGACUGUUAAAACCUACAAACAGACCACAGGGGACCUAUCAGUGUGUGUGUGUGAUAUAGGAAAGCCAAGAAUAAGGUAGGAGAAACAAGCAAACAGAGCAAAUAGAGAAAGAGUGCAUAAAUGCGUGCCUGAUUUUGUGUUUGCCAUUUUUUUAUGCUUCUUUACUACUGGUCAUACACUUUUCUGCAUAAUAAUGUGUGAGUGUGUGUGCAUUCCCACCCCUAAGACUCAAGCAGUCCCAAUAUCCGGCUGUCUUGGAAGUCCUCAUGGCAUUUUUGACAUUUUUUUGUGUGUGUUGGUUGUGUAACUUUCAGCCUGUUUGGUAUGUUCAGGGUUUCAUGACACAGUUUAAAGUCACUCGAUGUGACUAAAGGAAGUGUGACGGUAGUGCCACCUUUAUGAUGAGGAGAUUUUUUUAGAUUUCUGAUUGUCUAAGCUGCCCUUUUCUGCCAUCAGAUCAGCGAGAGUGGGUCAGAUCUACCCAAUUACCAGAGGACCAGCCUAUUCACCUGAAUUUAAAUGUGAUGUUAUCAAGUCUUUAAAGACAUAUUUAGCUGUAUGGGAUAAGAAGGUUUUAGGCAAAAGUAAAAAAAUAAGAAAAAAACAAAACAUGUAUUCUUUGUGAAGGUGAGUAGUGAUACCUUAGGAGUGCCAUCCUAUGAACAAGCACUGCCAGUUUAAGCUAAUAGUGUUGGGAUAUACAGCUUGACCGUGUCCUUUUAGCCUAUCGUCCGAUUAUCUUUUUGUCUUGUUAUUGGUUGUCCUGCAGUGCUCAUUGUGCCAUCUGCUUUUCAGCUCUUCAUACUGUCGUCACACAAAGCACUGGACCUAGCAGCCCGCCUUUCACGCUCACACUCGCAGGGUUGUUUAAUCCUUAGAAUUUCUCAAUGAGAAUUUGGGAGUGGAAAAAAAACAGACAAAAAAAAAGCUUCCUGCAACUACUAAGAUGUUCUGGAACUUUAAAAGAUUCUCAGACCAAAGAACUUCCUGAUCCUAAAUUUUUUCCCCAAACCUAGAUGAUUCCAGAGCCAAAGAGAUUCCAGAACCUUGUGGAUUGCAGUGGAAUCAAUGGAUUAGAGAUUAUUGAUGGAGGAUAGUUCCGGAGCCCAAAGGACUCCGGAAGGAAUGUCUGCCAGGGGUUGUAAUUCUAGAAUGAAGAGACUCUGCGAGGAUUCUAAGCUACUUAGCCGGUGAGUAGCUUAGAAUAGCCGGGAUGUGGUUGAAAAUGACCUCCUCCCGCAUCUGUCUGCUCGCACAGUCGCAAAGCCACACCGCGACAUGAAAGAGGUUCUGUUUGUUUUGCCCUUCUCCUCUCGUGCUUUCGCUCUCUCGUGUCUCUCGUCGCAGAGAGGAGUUGACAGUCUGCGUCACCCACCUCUCCACCGCCCCCCCCCCCCACCCCUUUCUCCCCCCUCCAUCCCUGCUGGAGCACCCUCCAUCUGCACCUCUUCCCCUCUGCUUUAACCUCUCCUCCGGCACGCUGCGGUCUCUUUCUUCCCCCCACCCCGAUCCACAACAUCCUAGUUCUCCUCCUUGUAGCAUCGCCUCUCUUUACCUCUCCCUCCUUCUCCAGCUCCUCUCUUCACAGUCCUGCCCCUCUCCCUUUUCCUCCUCUUCCUCUCCACCUCUCUGCAUUCAGUCUAUGCAUCUGAGCUCAGCAGAACACGCAACACCGGGUGAAUGUCAAUGAACGGACUGUUAAGCAAAUAGAUGUUGUUCAUUUGAGAGUGCAACAAAAACAUUUUCUAUAAGCUCCUUAUGUGAGGCUCUCUCCUUAUUUUUUAUAGUUUUCUUUAGUAGUCACAUGAAAUUCCCAUGAACGAAUGAGCGAAUGCGCGAAUGAAUGAGCAGAGGAUUUUUUUUUUGUUGAAGGACCUUUGACUUUUUGACUGCAAACGAAGCUCCCUCCACUUCUGGAUUACUGUGUGGACAGUCUGUUUAGCAGUGGUUCUGCUCGUCACCCGACGUAGCUCUCCUCCACCCCCCCCCCCGCAUGGACGGACUGUGUACAUUUUAGACACAACCUUUCAUCUCCUGACUCCUAAUUGGAAAACUUAUCUCCUGGUGCUACUGAGUCGGAGCUCCACCUCGUGGAUGGAAAAGAAGCAACCCACGCAUACAGCAACAACAGAGCAGUGAGGACUUAAAAAAAAACAAAAGAAACAAAACCCAAACGAACUGUCCAAUCACAUGCAUCUUACUUCAACAGGUAUCCUUCAGGUAUCCCAUCAUCCCGGAAUAAUGAUUUACAAAUUGCAUAAACGAUCACCAUUUAUGACGACUUAUCAAGUGACGCUUGUUUUAAAUAUUUAGUGAAUGAAAAGAUAAAUCUAUAAAACUCUAUUGUUUACCUUGUAUACUGAAUUAUGGGCUUGUUCAUGCAACGCCUUUUUUUUGGGGUUUGUUUGUUUCUUUUUAACAUUCUAUUACAUGUUUUUCUGAUUUCCGCUGCCUUUGUUGUGCACAGGUAAAUAUCGGGCCAAAAACUGCAGCCGUAACAGAGAGCACUUAACAUUUAGUCUGAUCAAUACGUGCCAAACCCCCCCCAAACGGGUCACAGAGAGGGUCAAACAAACAAGGGAGAUGAGUAUUUCCCAGCAGAGAAGGGAGACGCAUAUUGUCCUGAUAUCGACAGAGUAUGUGUCUUUCCACCACGUUUUUAUUUUUUUAUUUUCUAUGUGUUUUUACUCUGUGGACAGAUGGCAGAAUCUCGUGAAGCGGGAAGCCAGGAAAAGGAGUAAACGAGCUCAGACACAUGGCCACACCGGUGGAAAGGAGGCUAUCCGUUAUGCACGGAAGAUGUCAUUUACUAUAAACAAGAGCAAGCCACAGUUUUUCCUAGAAUUUCUACCCCCCAAAAAACAGAUCCACUUCAGGGGCAGAAACCGAAUCACCGAGCUAAUCAUCAGAAUGUGCUGCUACAAAAUCCUGCCGGCGCAUGACUGCCAACGCGCAGCCAGAGUUUUGGCCCUUGCAAAAGCUAUUUAUCAACAGAUUUGAGAGGAGGAACUCUAAACCAACCAAAGUGGCGAGCUAUUCUCUGCCUUCCGAGCCACUCUACCUCCAAGAAAGGUCUGUACAGCUAAAUGAUCCAUAACUAAAAUAAGAAUUUAACGAGUGUAGCGUCAUUUCUGGAUGAGGUGCGGGAGGAGACCUAUUUGAAGGUUUAAUUCUGAAUGUCAGGAACAACAUGCUAAUGUUGACACACUCAUUUAGAGGAAAAAUGUCCUCUUUUGUCUUAUUUUAAUUUUUUAACACGGAUUCAGAAUAUGUGAAAGGAAGUGUUGUAAUAACUCACUAACUCUUUGUUUUUUUACCAGAGAACAUGAAAAAACAAGAGAAGUAUAGAAAGCUUGGAAAGGGCAAACAGAAGGAUGCCAGUUUACCCUUCUAGGCUAUACAAGGGAAACUUUUUUUUACAUCAAGUUUUGUUAACAAGUUAAAUUCCCUCUAGGCCAGCUCACAUGAAUGAAACAUCCCAUCUAAAUCUCAGAAAUCCCCUUUUCACACGAGUCAUAGGCACUUUGUCAAAGACAAAGACUUUGUGGAGAGAUCCACCACGAGUAGCACAAACCUUUCAAACCACCUUAACUGAGAAGCAACGGAACAGUGGAAGAGAAGCAACGGGCAGUCGACGGGUUAAAAAUUAACAUUGGUCACUAACAGGGCAAGCUAGUGUCAUGGCAGGCGCAAAGGAGUGGAAGCCCAUACAAAAAUCAAAAAUCCAACCAGCUAACAAUUAAAACUGAUGCACAGAAAAUGAUUUCCUAGCUGGCUAAAUGCUGAGGGAAUCUAUAAUCACCAAUUUAAGACAACAUAAUGGCAAAAACUCAGAAUCCAUAAAGGAUUUGAAACACAAGUUUUCAGCUUAUAAACUGACACCAAAACUAAACGGGAGUUAAAUGUCAGAAACUAAAAGACAAAAACUCAAAAGCGAAGACUCUCAAAAAGGUACUUCAGAGUUGCUUGCGCUGGAUUUAAUUUUUUUAAUUUUAUUUGAUUUUUUUAGCAUAUUGACUCUUGACAUGUCACAAAACCUUGUCCACUCAACAAUUAGGGUUCCCUAAAAUGUAUCACACAAAUGAUAACACAAAUUAUUUACUUUUUAAUAUAGAGCAUCAAAUAUGUGAUUAUAAGGACACUUAAGUCUUUAGGUUUCUUAUGCAGUUCAUCUUUUGCUUUAUAAGUUAUAAGGUUUAGAAUUGAUAUUUUCUCAUUUUUAAUCUUAACCUUAUGAUGUACCAAAUGAAAUACGUUGCACACUAAUUUGCAGCAGCGUCUCUAAAAACAUUUUAAGUGAUCAAAUUCUAUGUUUGUUAGUUGCAAUGUGGAGUUGAAGCUGGUAUUAAAACAGCGUGGGGCUGAAAGCAACGGUGACACAUCUUCUCCUCACCUCAAACUGACAGGCUAUCAACAGAAAAGGCUUCAAAAUUGGAUUUCCUGGCGUGUUCCAUUCAGAACCCUUUUGAUGGAAAAAUAUAUAUAUAAAACUAAGCAAAAAAGGUUGCUUAAUGUGACGGCGCCAGUGGGUUUCAGUCACAAAUGUUCACACUGCUUGGUUCAGGUAGCUCAUCUUUAAACGUGUUCUCUAUACAGAGCUAUUUCUAUAUCCAGAUGUAGUCAACAGCUCAAGAUUUAUUAGAUUUAAAAAACAAAAAAAAAGAGUUUUAAGAUGAAAAUGAAAGAAUAGGGAAAAAGCCAUGAUGAAGCUUGCGGCUGUAGGUUUGGGCCCAUAACUUUGUUGUUUUAGGAGUGCCACAUGAGAGACAUUUACCUUCUGACUGGACAUCCUGUCCGUCACUACUAAACUCCACCCCUCUGCCAGUCCAAGCAAAGUAAAACAAACGUACCCUGUACCCAGUUUUAAACCCCAUCGCUGUUGCUGUGCAGGCAGCUUAUAAAGAGACAGAGAUGAUCAUUAGAAAGACAUGGAGAGAGACCAACAGAGUUAUUGGAAUUGUUCUAUUUUUUUUAUUCCUCAUUAAAAAAAAAGACGAAAAAAAUAAGACAUAUUUAAAGGAAUAUUCCGUGUAUGUAAUAAAUAGCCUCUGUUUUCUUGACCUAUCCGAUGGUGUGAUUUAUAGCUGCAAGGUGGUGUCUCACAACGCUUUCCUGUGCAGCUAUGCAAUGCCAAUGUGAUGAAAUUAUUAUAUCCUUAUAAAUAAAU